Yamadazyma tenuis ATCC 10573 is the source of this 2082-nucleotide messenger RNA. RefSeq names its product ribosome biosynthesis protein (gene ENP2). The record is from RefSeq and is a predicted model, not a curated record. Lineage: Eukaryota; Fungi; Ascomycota; Pichiomycetes; Serinales; Debaryomycetaceae. Gene Ontology annotation, molecular function: protein binding. Gene Ontology annotation, cellular component: 90S preribosome; nucleus; nucleolus. Gene Ontology annotation, biological process: maturation of SSU-rRNA from tricistronic rRNA transcript (SSU-rRNA, 5.8S rRNA, LSU-rRNA).
AUGGUUUUGAAAUCAACUGCUGUGGGAGGAGUUUCCGUCUACCAGGUGGCAGGAACUAAUGUAUCGAGAUCAUUACCAGACUGGAUUGCCAAGAAGAGAAAAAGACAAUUGAAACAUGAUAGCGAAUAUCAAAGUCGUAUAGAGUUGAUUCAAGAUUUCGAAUUCAGUGAAUCUUCCAAUAAAAUAAAGGUCAGUCCCGAUGGACAGUAUGCUAUGGCGACUGGAACCUACAAGCCACAGAUUCACGUUUACGACUUCUCCAAUUUGUCGUUAAAGUUUGAAAGACAUACUGAUGCAGAGAAUGUGGACUUCAUAAUAUUAUCAGAUGACUGGACUAAAUCAGUGCAUUUACAAAAUGAUAGAUCUAUACAGUUUCAAACCAAAGGGGGAGUACACUAUAAAACCAGGAUCCCCAAGUUCGGAAGAUGCAUGUCCUACAAUCCAUUUAUCUGUGAUUUACUAGUGGGUGGAGCUGGUAAUGAAUUAUACAGGUUAAACUUGGACCAAGGGCGGUUCUUGAACCCGUUUGUGGUUGAAUCAGAUUUGGGAAUCAAUGCUCUUGAUGUAAAUAAAACACAUGGUUUGAUAUCAGCUGGUUUGGAAGAUGGAACUGUGGAGUUCUGGGACCCAAGAGCCAGACAGAGAGCUGCUAAACUUUAUGUUAGUGACCAGUUGGAAGAAUCGUGUGAAAUCUCUGCUUUGAGUUUUAGAAACGACGGUUUAAGUUUUGCAUGUGGAACCUCAGAAGGUAAGUCCUUAAUCUACGAUUUGAGAGCUUCUACACCAACAAUUGUUAAAGAUCAAGGGUAUGGGUUUGAAAUCAAAAAGAUCAUAUGGAUUGAUGAAAAUUCUUCAGACACAAACAAGAUUUUGACCAGUGACAAAAGGAUUGCCAAAAUCUGGGACAGAAACUCCGGUAAGCCUUUUGCGUCUAUGGAGCCUAGUGUGGAUAUUAAUGAUGUUGAGUAUAUCAAAGACUCAGGAAUGUUCUUCAUGGCCAACGAAGGUAUAUCCAUGCAUUCAUAUUAUAUUCCCAACUUAGGACCUGCUCCAAAGUGGUGUUCCUUCUUGGAAAAUGUCACCGAAGAGAUGGAAGAAAGGCCAUCUAAUUCAAUAUACUCCAACUACAGGUUCAUUACUAGAGACGAUGUUACUAGAUUGAACGUAGCUCAUUUGGUGGGAACAAAUGUUAUGAGGUCAUAUAUGCAUGGUUUUUUUAUUGACAAUGAGUUAUAUGAAAGGGUUAACUUGAUUGCCAACCCCAACUCAUACCGUGAUCAAAGAGAAAGAGAAAUUAGAAAUAAAAUUGAAAAGGAGAGAGAAUCUAGAAUCAGAACUACGGGGGCGAUCACCAAUACCAAAGUCAAGGUCAACAAGGAAUUGGCCAGCAAAUUGGAAGGAAGAACUGGCUCACAAGCAGCUGAGGAUAUUGUUAAUGAUGACCGUUUCAAGGAAUUAUUCGAAAACCCAGAUUUCCAAGUGGAUGAACAAUCUCACGAAUACAAACAGCUUAAUCCAGUUCUGGCUGGAGUGAAAGACAUAACAGUAGAUAAUCCUCGUGGUUUGACUGCUGCUGAAGAGUCGGAUGAAGAUAGAAUUCAUGACAAUGAGCACGGUGACGAUAGCGAAAGCGAAUCAUCUGAGUCUGAAGAAGACAAAGAAGACGAAGAAACAACCAAACAGAGACAAGAAAAAGUCAAGAAGGAAAUGGAAAGAUUACGCCGUAAGCAAGAUGCCAAGAAACAAGAAGAGAAGUUCUUGAAUGAAAUGAAGGUUGUUAGUAACGAAGGACCCCAGCAAAAGGUAGCCGACUCAUUUGCUUCCCAAGUAAACCAAAUCAACAAGGUGUCUAAGCAGAAGAGGACUGACCAAGAAGGAACCAGGUUACAGCGUCAUGCACGUGGGGAAGUUGAAUUUACAUUCAACCCUGGCAACAAGAAAUCUGACCGUAGAGUCAAAUUCAACAGAGAAAAGUCCGAUGACGAUAUCGACGAAGAGACGAAAGCACAACUCAAAGGACGCACGAAACAAAGAUACUCCGGAAGAAGAAGUGCUUCUCGUAACCAAUUCCGUGGUAUGUAG